Messenger RNA from Ixodes scapularis (black-legged tick), 1173 nucleotides. RefSeq lists its product as uncharacterized. The record is from RefSeq and is a predicted model, not a curated record. The transcript is spliced from 8 exons. NCBI's taxonomy places the organism in Eukaryota, Metazoa, Arthropoda, Arachnida, Ixodida, Ixodidae.
AUGGGGAUAUGGCCAUCCUUCGGCCGAGCUCCCCGUGCUACUUGGGUAAUCAAUAAAAUGCAAUCACAUCACUGCAUUGGCAAUGCUGAACUGGGAAAAGUGCCCAGUCGUACGAAAUCUAGAAUAGUUUCCUGGGUAACAAGCCAUUUGCUGACAAUCAACCGAUAUCCAGGAGGACUUUACGAGACGGCUGCAAAGGCCCUCUUGCAGUGGUAUCCCGUGCUAAGGGAUACAAUUGGCACAGGCUGGAUGAGCACAAACACAGACUCAUGGAAAGUGUGUUUUCAAUAUAAGUUGGGAACUGUGAGAAAGACUCUGGACAGAGUGCCUGCUGUACAAGCAGCAAGGGAGAAAUUUGGCAAGCGAAAAAACGUUCAGGACAGUGCGGCUACUAAAAGACAGUGUCGUAAGACUGCAAAUGUCCCGCUAGACACAGAUGUCGAGUUCGACGAAUCCGUCAUAAACGGACAUUUUGACUUCAUGACGAGAGAGAUGAAACGACGUUCUCCUGAUCUAAGGAAGCUCGGAGGUUCUAUGAAAAAGACUCGCUCUUCGAGAAGAAAAUAGAUUAUGGAGACGCAGCCAUGAACAGCUGAUUUACUGAAAAAGUACCCAGCCUUAGCGAAAGCUGAAAUGCUGCACCAGGAGUUCAUUGCCAUCACAGGCGUAGAUUUGGCAUCAAAGUUGCUGGCAUUAAUUAACAAGUACGGGGAGAGAUGCCUCUACCUGGUGAAGUCUCGCUGCUGCGCGAAGGAGACGGUGCACGAGCUGGAAGCAGACCUCGAAAAACUGGAAGAUGCCAGGAAGUAUUGCUUUGCAGUUGGCAUGUUACAGUCAUUACUAAAGGAACAGCCGAGAUUUCCAAAAGACCCUCUUCACUUUUUCGCGUUUUGGGACAUCUACCCUGGACUUCGUCUUGAGAGCUCAAAGGCACACAAGGCCAAAGAUAUAUUUCCCGUGUUUGAAGGCCUGAAUGUGGAGGUCGUCGACAUUACAGCUCAUGUCACAACCGCGAUAGAGAUUUAUUGGAUCUUCAACAUCAAGCACCCAAACCAGAACAAGGACACGUUGGCGCUCCUCGAGCACUUCUGCGGACUUCCACGGGCACCGCAGACACUAUUGGUGAUGCGGGCAAUUUCUGCCAUCGAGAAGGUUUUGAAGGAUGUUGAAUGA